Messenger RNA from Jaculus jaculus (lesser Egyptian jerboa), 1800 nucleotides. RefSeq names its product testis expressed 55 (gene Tex55). Gene Ontology annotation, cellular component: nucleus. The coding region runs from base 1 to 1800 and encodes 599 amino acids. The transcript has 7 exons. The record is from RefSeq and is a predicted model, not a curated record. NCBI's taxonomy places the organism in Eukaryota, Metazoa, Chordata, Mammalia, Rodentia, Dipodidae.
AUGGACGAGCCUGUCGAAGAGGCUGCAGCCGGCUCCUUGGAAGCUGAAAAUACAGUCUCCUCCCCACCUGCUGAUCAAAUUCAUAAACGGGAAAAUGACAAGCAGGAGAAGCAGGAAGAAGAGGAUGAUCAGGCUAGUGACAGAAUAGCUGGCCAAUCCGAUCAAAAUGAGUCUGGCCAGGAUGAAGCCUUCACAGUUAGUGAAGAUGAUCCCAAAAUACCUGAACACGCCGUGCCGGAAACAUAUGACCAGGCUGAUCUACAAUCAUCUGAGCAGACUGACAACAACAUGUCCAGCCAAGCGGACAGUUCAGGGCACGGACAGACAGACCAGAUAAUUUAUGAAGAGACUGAACAAAACUUGUCCAGCCCAGAUGAGAGAAGAGCCUCUCAGAAUGUCAACCACAGAUUGUCUGGCCAGGUGGACAGGAGAACUUCUCAGCAAACAGACCGCCGAUCAUCUGGCCUUGUAGACAGGAGAACUUCUCAGCAAAGAGACCGCCGAUCAUCUGGCCAGGUGGACAGAAGAACUUCUCAGCAAACAGACCGCCGAUCAUCUGGCCAGGUGGACAGAAGAACUUCUGAGUCCCCUGACUUCCAGUUGCCCAGCCUAACUGAGACAAUCUCUUCUGGGAAGAUAGAUGAGGUACCAUCUGAUGGAAGAGGCUCUGGGCAAAUUGAUCAAGGCGCACCCACCCCAGCUGAAAAGAUAGCCAGUCAGACUGACAACAAACUUCCUGUCCUGUCUGACCAAGGGACUUCUCAACAGAGUGAAGAGCAAGCUACGUACCAGGACAGGAUCUAUGACCAUGAGGAUGAAAAUCAGGCUCACCUCUUAGGAAGCAGAGAGAUUGACCAAAAGGACUUCCGAUCAUACUACAAAACCCUUCGCCAGGCUGAAGAUCGACUUAUUCCCGACAGAAAGGACGACAUAGGAGAUGAUGACAGAAUAGAGCCUUGCACAUUUUCUGAUAGCCAAACAGACCUCAAACCCAAGCUUUCAGCACAGGAAACUGAAAGUUCACCCACUAUCCAACUCUACAACACAGGUGAUAUCAAACCCACCAAUAAUGUCCAAGCAAAGGAACGACCUUCUUAUGAAAAAUUGCCCACUAUCUCAACCAAAGUGUACUAUACCUCCAGCAUGGAAAAAAUCCACGUCCCAGAAAUCAUUCCUGAUGACAUUUUUGAAGCCGAAGAAGGAAUGUCUUCGAAAAGAUACAGUCUGACUUACAGGAAGAGGUUCCCUUCUAUCGUGUAUGAAGAUCCUUACCAAGUCGCGCUCAAGUACAUGGAGGAACACAACAUCCUUCAGAUAUUCCAGCAGAUCACUGAAAACCUAGUCUAUGAGCAGCCACGGGACCCCCUGAGUUCUAUGCUACGUCAGGAAUUCAACGUCUGCCUCUUUGCUCGGGAACAUGCUCACGAGAUUGGGCCACGCUGUGCAUACUGCUCAUCCCUUCUCACUCUGGCGUCCUCUGCCCUGCGUCGCUCACUGGUGACCUCUGAAAUGAGAACGCGACUGGUGAUUCAGAAACGUCGGUCACAGAAGUGGAGUCAUGCUGCAGUACAACCGACGACAGGACAACCGCUGCUGUUCACAGCCGUCAGCAUCAACUCCGUCUCUGCCGCCUCAGAAAACCAGCGUUGUUCACAGCUCAGUGUCAACUCCGUCUCUGCCGCCUCAGGAAAAAAUGGUUUUAGAAGGACCAAGCGAAUACGGGCUUGCUACGACCGGCUGACUCAAGCUGAAAGCAUUUGUACGAGAAGGAAGAGAAUGCCAAGGCGUCACGUGCAGUGA